GAAGUGGGCAGGCUGUGCUUGAACUGGAAUGUAUAACUAACUUUCUCUCGAGGAAAGGCCUUAUUUCAUCAGUCGCCGUUACUGUAAACAGCUCUGAAGAAUAACGGGUCCGAAUAUGAAAGGAGUUCUGGCUUUUCUCGCGUGUUUGUUUGCGUCCUUUCCCCCGCUGCACUGUAAUCAGCAGGGCUCGAUCCCCGAGGGAGAUCUUCUAGUGCUGACUGUAGCCACGCAGGAGACUGAUGGAUUCAGACGGUUUUUGAGAUCGGCUAAACACUUCAAUUACACCAUCAAGGUUCUCGGACGGGGUGAAACAUGGAGAGGUGGGGACUACAUGACAGCUCCAGGUGGAGGACAGAAAGUGCGCCUGCUGAAAUCUGCACUGGAGGACAUCCAGGAGGAGAAAAAAGUCAUUCUUUUUGUGGACAGCUAUGACUUGAUUUUUUCUUCUGGCCCUAAAGAGCUGCUGAAGAAGUUUCAGCAGGCCAAACACAAAGUAGUGUUCUCCGCCGAGACUCUGAUCUGGCCAGACCGUCACCUAGAGGACAAACAUCCUCAUGUCAGGGAAGGGAAGAGGUUUCUUGGAGCAGGAGGCUUCAUCGGCUAUGCAGCAAACCUUAAAAAGAUGCUUUCUGACUGGUCAGGAGCUGACAGUGACAGCGACCAGCUCUUUUACACAAAGAUAUACAUCAACAAAGAAAAAAGAAAGUCUAUAAAUAUAACUCUGGACAGCAAGUGCAGAUUGUUCCAGAACCUUCAUGGAGCUCUUGACGAGGUUGUGCUGAAGUUUGAAGAUGGACGUGUGCGAGCCAGGAAUGUGCUUUAUGACACUCUGCCUGUUAUUAUUCAUGGAAACGGACCCACAAAACUUCAGAUAAACUACCUAGGGAACUACAUUCCGAAUCUGUGGACAUUUGAGACUGGCUGCACAAUGUGUAAUCAGGAUCGGCGGCUGCUUUCCGGACUGCAGGAAAGUGAAUAUCCUGUGGUGGUCAUUGGGAUCUUCAUCCAACAGCCCACACCCUUCGUCACUGUCUUCUUUGAGCGUUUAUUUAACCUCAAAUACCCCAAAAACAGACUCAAACUCUUCAUUUAUAAUCAGGAAACACAUCAUGAACAGCAUGUACAUGCAUUUCUGGAUUCUCACAAGUCUGAAUAUCAGGGUGUGAAGCUGAUUGGACCAGAGGAGGACAUUGAUCCCGUGUCCUUACGUAACAUUGGCUUUGAUAUGUGCCGAGACGACAUUGACUGUGAAUACUUCUUCAGCAUAGAUGUGGAUGUGGUUUUAAAGAACGAAGACACACUUAGAAUCCUAAUCGAGUACAACAAGCCUUUUAUUGCACCAAUGCUGACCAAACCCGGGCGACUGUGGACGAACUUCUGGGGUGCUCUCAGUGCAGACGGUUUCUACGCCCGCUCAGAGGAUUACGUGGACAUUGUUCAGGGACACCGCGUGGGUUUGUGGAAUGUGCCGUACGUCUCUCACAUAUUCCUGAUAAAAGCAGACACACUGAGGACUGACCUCAAAGAUCCAGACCUGUUCAAGUCUGCAACACUGGACCCAGAUAUGGCCUUCUGUGAAAAAAUACGAAACAAGGGCGUCUUUAUGUUUGUGACAAAUAUGGAUACUUUCGGUCGAGUUUUAUCAACCGACAAUUACCAGACGAACCACUUGCACAAUGAUCUCUGGCAGAUCUUUGAAAAUCCUGUGGAAUGGGAGGAAAGAUACAUUCAUCCAAAUUAUUCCAGAGUUUUAAAAGACGAAUUUGUAGAAACACCAUGUCCUGACGUGUACUGGUUCCCCAUUUUCUCUGAAGUGGCCUGCGACCAUCUUGUUGAGGAGAUGGAAAACUUUGGCCAGUGGUCUGGAGGAGCAAAUACGGACAAUAGGAUUCAAGGAGGAUAUGAAAAUGUGCCCACAAUCGAUAUCCACAUGAAUCAGGUGGGCUAUGAGAAAGAAUGGCAGAAGUUUCUUUUGGAUUACAUAGCUCCAGUCACGGAGAAGAUGUUUCCAGGGUAUUACACAAGGGCUCAGUUUGAUCUGGCGUUUGUAGUUCGUUAUAAACCUGAUGAACAGCCUGCAUUAAGACCACACCAUGACGCCUCCACUUUCACCAUCAAUAUCGCUCUCAAUAAUGUCGGAAUUGACUUUCAGGGUGGAGGCUGUCGGUUCUUGAGGUACGACUGCUCCAUUAGGUCUCCCAGGAAGGGCUGGGCUUUCAUGCACCCGGGACGCCUCACACACUACCACGAGGGUCUGCCCACCACCGAGGGGGUCCGAUACAUCGCCGUCUCCUUUGUGGACCCUUAAACUUGUGUUUAAUAGACUUUUGAAUUGAGAAGACUGAAUUGAGCAAAGUGCCUUACAUUUCUGAAUACGCCAGUGUGUAUAUGUCCCAUGUUUUGUUUUUUUGUUAGGCAUAUCUUGAUACUUUUUUGACUGAUGAAUGUCGAAAGCAUUUUGACAGAUCGCUAUGCAAUGCCGUUUUACUCAAUUAUUUAUUGUCAUGUAUCGAAGGGAUAUUUUUUUCCAUACAGAUGACUUCUACGCUGUAACUGUCUUUGCUUUGACAUUCACAAGUUUGAGUUUAUAUUUUUUUGAUGCCACACAAGCAAUCGGUGCUGUCGUUUGAAAACAGUCUGUGGUUUGUUUUCUAACUGCUUGAUGUUGCUUGUUUAGAGAUUUAUGUUCUUGUUUUGUUAAUGGAUUCGUCGUCAUGUCAUGAAUUUUGGAGGAAAACACAAUAAAAAUGAGGAAAAAAAAGA
Molecule: messenger RNA, 2763 nt
Organism: Danio aesculapii
Lineage: Eukaryota; Metazoa; Chordata; Actinopteri; Cypriniformes; Danionidae
Gene: plod1a
Product: procollagen-lysine, 2-oxoglutarate 5-dioxygenase 1a
Exons: 19
Coding region: 116-2308 (730 amino acids)
Biological process (GO): peptidyl-lysine hydroxylation
Cellular component (GO): endoplasmic reticulum
Molecular function (GO): iron ion binding; procollagen-lysine 5-dioxygenase activity; L-ascorbic acid binding
Source: RefSeq, a predicted model, not a curated record